AUGAGCCGUGGUCAUAUGGACCACUUGAAAAAUUCCAAAUUUGUCGCUCAAACUGUUGCACAACAUAAACGUAUUCGAAAAAUUCUCAAAGGUGAAGUCACUGCUACACAAGACACAGUGUGUGCUUUUAUUGAUGCACUCGUUAAGAUUGAAUUUGGCAAGGUAUAUACUGGUGAUGUUGGAACUCAUGUCAAUACAGAUGAUGAUAAUCUGGAGUACAUUGCACGUCGAGAAGAACAGGCUUUGAAAAAAAUCCUACCCUUCGACCAUGUAAACGAAAUAAAAUUUUGUGCCAUAGAAAUUGCUCAAGCAUCAAUUCAACUUAACUCGAAGAAAACUGGCAUCGGCUUUGCGGCAGAUAAAGAUCUGGGCACUGAUCAGCACGUGUUCGGUAUUUUAGGACCACAUACAGGAGCCUAUUACGGCGAUAUUAUUAUUGUUUUCAAACGUGAACUUAUGCAACAUCCAGAUGCAAAUUUUAGUCCGUUGGCAGCCACUAUUUACAAGUCUGGCAAAGCACCUAAUUUUCAUCCAUGGCUAACAGGCUCUGGAACAGACUCGGGUCGAAUUGCACAGUUCCACGCAUCCAAACUUCACUGCUCAGAAGAACGCAAAGAAGCUAUUCGAUCGUAUUCUGACAAUCGUGAAGUAUGA
Rotaria sp. Silwood1 is the source of this 654-nucleotide messenger RNA. Lineage: Eukaryota; Metazoa; Rotifera; Eurotatoria; Philodinida; Philodinidae. The record is from the annotation of a GenBank genome assembly.